Molecule: messenger RNA, 1491 nt
Organism: Mastomys coucha (southern multimammate mouse)
Lineage: Eukaryota; Metazoa; Chordata; Mammalia; Rodentia; Muridae
Gene: Scml1
Product: Scm polycomb group protein like 1
Exons: 7
Coding region: 229-1443 (404 amino acids)
Molecular function (GO): protein binding
Source: RefSeq, a predicted model, not a curated record
GGACCGUUAAGAAGCGUCAACUCACCUCUCUGGUCUUUAAAGGUCACCGGGCGCCUAGACGGACGCCUAACGGCUAGCUGGUAGAUUUCUGGAAACUCCCAGAAGCUAGUGUGGUCGAUUCUUCAUCUAAAUACGAGUAGAAGGUUUGCCUCUUGGAUGACUAAUUACUAAACCUAUCAGCAAGUCUAAACUCAGAGGAAGUGGAGUCUCUCCUAUUCCACAACAAUUAUGUUUACCCCCAGUGAAGAGGAUAGGAACAUACCUCAUCCACCUGAAAUUCAUGAAAUUCAAGAAAUUGAAGGACCACAAGCAAUCGAAACUAUCCUGAACUACUGUCAGAUUAUGUUUAAAACUGUUCAAAGACUGGAAAACAUGUUGGAUGAAAUGGAUGAAAAAGUAACAAAAAUUUAUCGUGCACGUUCCAGAUCCUUCUGGAAUUAUCCUCCUUUCAAAUCUGCAGUCAGAAAGUACAAUUACCUGAUGCCUAAAAGAGUUAAAGUACAGAAAAGGAGAAAAUUAGUUCACGAUGAUUCCUUCAACUAUCCUCAAAGUUACAGUUCAACUUCACCAGUUCACAGGAGAGAAGAAUAUAACCAGGAUAUGGAAAACAUCGAAUCCAUGGAUUACAGUCUGCCUUUGCAGUGCAGUGACACUGACAACAACAGCCAGGCUGUCCAGUACACUGAUACUGUUGACCUCAGCCAGACUAUCAAGUACACUGAUACUGUUGACCUCAGUCAGACUAUCAAGUACACUGAUACUGUCGAUAAUGCCCAGCUUUUCCAGUAUACCAAUACUGUCAACAACACUGAGGGUAUCCAGAACACUGAGAACAACUCUGUUUUACAUUCAGAGAAUUCCCAGGAAGAAGAAUCUUCUGAAUCUUCACCAGAGAGGGACUAUCAAGAAACUCCACCAAGUCCUACAUAUACUGCCCAAACCUACGAGCAGUAUUACAGAUACAAAGAUGUACCUGGCUCUUCCACAAUGCCCUACUACAGUGACUUUGAAAUUCCCAAUAUGGACAACAUCACUUCUACUCCUUCAACAUCAAGGGAAGCAAAUACACUCCCUCCAGGGGAGCUCAUCCCCAUACAGAAUCCUGAAAUGAGGCGAAUGGCCUUACUGGAGGCUCAACGAACACCUGUGAUUGAUCCUGACACUUUUGGUUCAUCACCUGAGUGUAACAGUGCUGUUGUGAGACAACUUGGUUACCCGAUAAACUGGUCUGUGAAUGAUGUGAUAACAUUUCUGAACCGUUUAGAUCCUCCAUUGGCCGACCAACUUUAUCCUACCAUCAGAAAACAUGAUAUCGAUGGGAAAGCUCUGCUACUGAUCAAUAGUGAUACAAUGAUAAAAUAUAUGGAGGUGAAGGUGGGAGUAGCCAUGAAGUUCGAAAACUACAUUAGAAAGCUUAAAGAAGGAGUAAAAUUUGACCAGUAAAAAAAAGUUUGUAUAACUUUAAAUGUUCUCAUGAAUACUUCUUUAAUG